This is a messenger RNA of Labeo rohita (rohu), 430 nucleotides long. RefSeq names its product histone H2A-like. Bases 17 to 403 code for a protein of 128 amino acids. Gene Ontology annotation, molecular function: protein heterodimerization activity; DNA binding; structural constituent of chromatin. The record is from RefSeq and is a predicted model, not a curated record. The transcript has a single exon. Lineage: Eukaryota; Metazoa; Chordata; Actinopteri; Cypriniformes; Cyprinidae. Gene Ontology annotation, cellular component: nucleosome.
UUAGUUGUGAGUUACAAUGAGUGGACGAGGCAAAACUGGUGGAAAGGCCCGUGCCAAGGCUAAGACUCGCUCCUCUAGAGCUGGAUUGCAGUUUCCCGUCGGUCGUGUUCACAGGCUUCUCCGCAAAGGCAACUACGGUGAGCGCGUCGGUGCUGGUGCUCCAGUGUAUUUGGCCGCUGUACUCGAGUAUCUCACUGCUGAGAUUCUGGAGUUGGCUGGAAACGCCGCUCGGGACAACAAGAAAACCCGUAUCAUUCCCCGCCAUCUGCAGCUUGCGGUGCGUAAUGAUGAAGAGUUGAACAAGCUUCUGGGUGGCGUGACCAUCGCUCAGGGCGGUGUGUUGCCGAACAUUCAGGCCGUGCUGUUGCCCAAGAAAACUGAGAAGCCGGCCAAAAGCAAGUAAACUCACUGACAUAAUUCUUGAAACCAA